AUGGUGAAAAGCCUGAUCCCAUCCAUCAUUGCCGUGCUGUCAGUUCUCUGGGGCCAAGCCGGUGGCAGGAGCUGUGAUGCGAAACCGAAGUGUUGGAAGGACGUGCUGGGGCUCCAGUGGACAGUCCAAGGCUUCGACUACCAUGCCCAGUACACCUUUACCAACCCAGCACAUCAGAACUCUUGGGGCUACGUGAAUUUCAACGUCUCGAACAACGUUGUCCCCUACACUGCCGUGUGCGGAGCUUCCAGCAGCCAGCUCACCGACUUCUUCUAUGGAACCAUGGACUAUACCUGCACCCUCCCUGCCACUGCCCCGAUCGGCUCCACCGUCAAGCGAACAUUUGUCGCAUCUGGAUCGACCAGUUUUACACUCAGCUGCACCGACACAACAAACGUGACCGAGAACUGGACGCCAGGGCAGAUCUACAGCAGCCGUGAAGUCAAAUGCACCCCUAUUGAUAUUACCGUUUUGCUACGCCAAGUUGUCGGCUAG
This is a messenger RNA of Canariomyces notabilis, 495 nucleotides long. RefSeq lists its product as uncharacterized. NCBI's taxonomy places the organism in Eukaryota, Fungi, Ascomycota, Sordariomycetes, Sordariales, Chaetomiaceae. The transcript is spliced from 2 exons. Bases 1 to 495 code for a protein of 164 amino acids. The record is from RefSeq and is a predicted model, not a curated record.